Oppiella nova is the source of this 933-nucleotide messenger RNA. The record is from the annotation of a GenBank genome assembly. Lineage: Eukaryota; Metazoa; Arthropoda; Arachnida; Sarcoptiformes; Oppiidae.
UAAGUAUCAAAUGGUUAUAACUAUAGUAAGGGUAACAAACUGCUGAAGAGCGCCAAAAAGAAGUUAAUUGAUCCCAAAGACAAAGAAGUGAUGUCUCCUAAUGUGUCCAUUGGUUUCGAUAAGCCUAAGCCAAAGCCAACCAAUGCUUUAGGUUUAGCUACUCUUCCAGCGAUCAGUUGUGAAACGAAAGAGAAUUCCAUUGUUUUGAAGGAAAUUGAAGGCCAGAGGAAGAAGAGGAUUAAAGUGGAGACUACUCUCGACUCUGAAGUGAUUAUCUCCAGCAGAGGACCCGACGUUCAAAUCAAGAUUCCCGAGUCAUUGAAGCAGUGUUUGGUCGAUGAUUGCGAUCUAAUGGGUCUCAAGAAAUUGGUUCGCUUGCCAUCGAAAGUGUCGGUCAAUCGGAUUGUUGAGGAUUACGUCAAACAUCAACUCAACACAAGACUUAGUCCGAGCAAAGAGAGUGCCGUCAGGGAAGGGGCCGAAGCCAUCAAAGUCUACUUCAACGCCUCUAUUGGCACUCAACUACUCUAUCCUUUCGAGAAAAUUCAGUUCAAGGAUCUGAUCAAAGAAUCCGACGACGACUCAAAGGCCUCUGCAAUCUAUGGCGGCAUUCAUUUGUUGAGAUUAUUUGUAAAACUCGGAUCACUUCUCUCUUAUCUGAAUUUGGAUGAAAAGAGCUCUCAUUUGAUUUUAGAUCACAUUCACGACUUUCUUAAGUAUUUGGAGCGAAAUCCAUCCCUUUUCACAGCCAAUGAAUACGAGUCAGCGUCGGCCGAGUAUCUUAAGAAGUCAUCUUAAUUGUGUUUACUAUUAAAUCUAUGUUAUUUUUCUAUUAAUUAAGUUCAAAAUCGUGGUAUCAUUUAAUUUAAAUAUUGUUUUGAAUCAUUUGAAAUAAAUUGAUAUAAAUUUCGUACGAAUUUUUCAACCAAUGAA